Molecule: messenger RNA, 1533 nt
Organism: Aureobasidium subglaciale EXF-2481
Lineage: Eukaryota; Fungi; Ascomycota; Dothideomycetes; Dothideales; Saccotheciaceae
Exons: 1
Coding region: 1-1533 (510 amino acids)
Biological process (GO): transmembrane transport; carbohydrate transport
Cellular component (GO): membrane
Molecular function (GO): carbohydrate:proton symporter activity
Source: RefSeq, a predicted model, not a curated record
AUGCGCCUUCCAGCGCCGUACAUCCUGUGCUCAGCACUUAUAUCAGUCGGAGGACUUCUGUUCGGACUAGACACCGGAUGUAUCGGUCCCAUCACGACCAUGCCCACUUUCUUGGACUCAUUCGGCCCUCUCUCCUCGACGAUCCACGGUAUCCUGGUCUCCUCGAUCCUCAUACCUGCCUCGUUGACGUCUUUCUUCGCCGGCAACAUCGCAGACUACAUGGGCCGCAUCAUCACCUGCUCUCUCGGCGGCUUGAUUUUUGCAGCAGGAACUGCAUUGGAAGCAGGUGCACAGAACCUCGCCAUGCUUUUUGUAGGACGCUGCAUAACCGGUGUAGGCGAAGGACUAUUCUUGAGCACACUGGUCGUGUAUGUGUGUGAGAUUGCACCUGCAAGACAAAGAGGUGUACUGGCUAGUGUGCAACAGCUUCUGGUCACUAUGGGCAUCGCGGUCGGCUACUUUGUCUGCUAUGGCACGGUCAGAAGCUCGAACACUAGUUUCUCCUGGAGGUUUCCAUUUGCCCUGCAGAGUUUCCUUGCCUUCACCUACGCUCUGCUCACUUUCUUCUUCCUGCCCGAAUCACCACGAUGGCUCAAGAGCAAAGGUCGUAUGGAAGACUCGCAUGACGCGUGGGACAGACUGGGUCUCGCAGACGCCGAGCGCGAGAAGAACGAGCAGCAGAACCAAAACCUCAACAUUCAAGAACCCGAGAGUCUGGCUCUUACGCCUAUUCGCUCACGUCAAAGCGUACACGAUGCACAGCAUACAUCUUGGCUCGCUGUGUUUUCAAAGGGUGCCCGCAAGCGUACUUUCCUAGGCUGCUUUGUGAUGGGUAUGCAGCAGUUGUCAGGAAUCGAUGGUGUGCUUUACUACGCACCACUGCUCUUCCAACAAGCAGGUCUCAACAGCGCGACCUCAUCUUUUCUGGCCUCAGGUGUUUCCGCUCUUCUCAUGUUCCUCAUCACUAUCCCGAGCUUUAUGCUAGCAGACAAAUGGGGCCGUAGGACAUCUACUAUUGUCGGCGGCAUCCUCCUCUCUGGAACCAUGUUCAUCAUCGGCGCUCUCUACGCCUCUGGCACAGUUCACGGCGACCACGGAGCAGCAAGAUGGGUCGUUAUCGUCCUUAUCUACAUCUUCGCCCUCACCUACUGCGCAACCUGGGCCGUAGGAAUCAAGAUCUACGCUUCAGAGAUCCAGUCCCCCAAGACCAGAGCACCCGCUACAUCACUAGCUCAGAGCUCAAACUGGGUGGUCAAUUUUGUCGUUGCGUUUACCACUCCGGUGUUUUUGCAGCAUUCGAGUUCGGGAAUCUACUUCAUGUUUGGUGCUGCUAGUUUGUUGACUGUGGUUGUUUGUGCGACCGAAAUGCCAGAGACGAAGGGCAAGACAUUGGAGGAGAUUGACAAGGCGUUUGAGCAUAGUGACGAGGGUCAGCAGACUUCGAUGAGGAUGAAGGCGUUGAAGUUGUUGAGGAAGUGGCAGCGUGGUCGUCUUAAUCAGCCUAGAGCGACGACCGAGGAGCAUGAGUUGUAA